CGCGGACUCUAUGCUGGAACAUUGCCGGCUGUUGCUGCUAACGUUGCCGAAAACUCAGUCCUCUUCGCUGCCUACGGGACUCUGCAGAAGCUUGCUGUGAACCUCACUGGUGUCCCUUCCGUCAAAGAAUUGCCCAACCUUGCCAGUGCGUUAUGCGGAUCAGCUGCAGCGUUUUUUUGUUCAUUCACUUUGUGUCCCACGGAGCUGAUCAAGUGCAAGUUACAAGCUUUGAGGGAAACUGGCGCAAUGAACUCAUGCAUCGUCAGUGGAAAAUCGUCUGCUCGUUCGUCUCGAAGUGUGCACUUCUGUUGUGUUCUGUUGCGAAAUUUCUGA
Notodromas monacha is the source of this 333-nucleotide messenger RNA. The record is from the annotation of a GenBank genome assembly. NCBI's taxonomy places the organism in Eukaryota, Metazoa, Arthropoda, Ostracoda, Podocopida, Cyprididae.